Helianthus annuus (common sunflower) is the source of this 714-nucleotide messenger RNA. RefSeq names its product extensin-like. Lineage: Eukaryota; Viridiplantae; Streptophyta; Magnoliopsida; Asterales; Asteraceae. The coding region runs from base 1 to 714 and encodes 237 amino acids. The transcript has 2 exons. The record is from RefSeq and is a predicted model, not a curated record.
AUGGAGGACCCGGUUGCCCCAGUUGACCCUGUUGACCCUGCGUUUGCUGACCACGCAGAUUUUGAGAUGGAGUUCGAUGACCCAGAGCCUGCCAUGGCCCCCGAGCCGAUAGCCGCUCCUGACCUUGUGUUUGAGCAUGACCCUAUUCAUACUGGCGUACCCAUUGUUGACCCUGUGAUUGCUGAUCUACCCAUUGAUGAUCACCCUGUUGAUGCUCCACUAUUGGAGGGUGAUCAUGUUGUUGUUGCUGCUCAGGCUGAUGCCCCUCUCAUCGCUGAUGUACCCGCCGAGCCUGAUGUUGUCGCUCCUCUUCCUGAUCCUGUUCCUUUGGAGCCCGAUCAUGCGCUAUUCGCGACCCAUAUUGAUCCCCGAUAUGCGCACACCCAGAAUGGGUGGAUUGAUGCUGAUGAUGAGCUCCCACCUUUUCCCCCACAUACCACCGAUGCACGUCACAUGGAUUUCCCUUUUUCAUUCGCUCAGUACACACCUCCAGCACGACCUUGGGAGGGUUCCUUGACUCAUCCCUUCAGCCAUGUGCCGACAUCUGUCCCAGUUAUACCACAGUUUUCUUCUGCUAUUCCCCCUGUUCCACUAUUUUCUGUGCCACCUUUUACCCCAGCGAGUGAGCCAUUCCUUUGGACGUCACCACCUAUCAUGCCUCCAUCCGACCCCUACCAUCCUUUUCAUAUGGGGUCAUUGUUUUCAAGUGAUUAA